This is a messenger RNA of Sugiyamaella lignohabitans, 675 nucleotides long. It is a transcript of the gene OCA6, whose product is annotated as Oca6p. The record is from RefSeq and is a predicted model, not a curated record. The coding region runs from base 1 to 675 and encodes 224 amino acids. The transcript has a single exon. Lineage: Eukaryota; Fungi; Ascomycota; Dipodascomycetes; Dipodascales; Trichomonascaceae. Gene Ontology annotation, molecular function: phosphatase activity.
AUGACUACCUCCAUCACAACUGUCAAAGAAAAUGAAGGCUUGAGGGAAAAGAGGAUAAUUGCACCACUGCGGUUUGGUCUAGUUCAACCAAAUUUAUAUCGUGGAAGCUACCCCCAACCUCAUAGUGUCGAGUUUCUUAAACGGCUAGGUUUGAAGAGUAUCGUUUCGUUGACACCAGAACCUUUGCAAAUCCCAGAAGUUAUUCAAUUUGCAAAUGAAAAUUCUAUCAAGUUGAUUCAUAUCGAAUGUGGAGAGGCUAAGUCAAAGUCUAAAAAGAAAAGAGGUGUCCCGGUCCAACAUGAUGUAGCACAGCAAGCUGUCGAGCUCAUGAUCAACGCUGACGUAGCUCCAAUGUAUAUACAUUGUCUGAAUGGAUCUCAAGUUACUUGUCUGGUCAUUGCAUGUCUUCGUAAACUUAGUUUCUGGUCCAUGGCAUCCAUUGCAGAGGAAUUUUUACGAUACUCUGAGCUAGAAGCUGCGGAUGAGGGCUUUAUAGAAAAGUUCCGGGCAGAGAUUUCCGUGCCACCAUCCACGGUUCCGUGGAUGUGGAAGGGAUUAUCAAAAACAGGUGUUGUUCGUAAUCAUCCAACUUUAAAGAUCAGUGAAACCCCAAAAGAGCAAAAAGAGUACAAAGAAGCGAAUGAAGCUCCAGAAUCAAGUGAGCCAGUUCAAUGA